This is a messenger RNA of Vicia villosa (hairy vetch), 2312 nucleotides long. Its product is annotated as PI-PLC X domain-containing protein At5g67130-like. The transcript is spliced from 6 exons. The coding region runs from base 897 to 1856 and encodes 319 amino acids. Gene Ontology annotation, molecular function: phosphoric diester hydrolase activity. NCBI's taxonomy places the organism in Eukaryota, Viridiplantae, Streptophyta, Magnoliopsida, Fabales, Fabaceae. Gene Ontology annotation, biological process: lipid metabolic process. The record is from RefSeq and is a predicted model, not a curated record.
AUUAAAUGAAUUAUAAAACAAUAAAUAAAUUAUGAAAAUAAUUAUAAAACAGUAAAUGAUUUUUUUUUUAUUUCAUCAUUUGAUAUCAUAUACAACAGUAAAUGAUUUUUUUUUACUAAUCAUAAAAAACAUUCAUUUUUGGUCCCUGAACGGAAAAAUUCAAUGAAAUAAAUGGUCGUAAUGAGAAACUUUUACGAAAUAUUUAUUUUCUAGUAGUGUUUGGAUCGUGUAUAUAGUAUAUAUAUAUACCUUUACCAUCCUUGUAAAAAGUGUUUUGAUGAUUGGAUAAUGGAAGUGUUAUUUAUAAAACUAUCAUUAAUCUUAAUACUUUUUUUUUUGUUACCUACAAAAUUUCUGAUGACAAUAUGGUUUGUUACUAGUUACUAGUAACAAUAGUUUGUUACAAUUGGUAACAAAAUCUGCACACCACAUUCUAUAUCAUAUAAAUUCUAAUAAGUGAACAACGUCUUCUUUUUUCCUGAUUAUUCUUCCUUCUAUGUUCUUUGAGUCACCAUUAUGGCAUCCUCAUUGUUACUUGCAAGUUGCAACUAGUUUUAAUUUUUAGAAUAUACAAAAACAUACCCAUAUGUUUAUUUAUUUAUUUUAAUAAUCCAACUGAGCUAUCAUAACAAACUUACAAUAAGAUCAAACGUUCUUAUGCUUCUAAGAUGCAUAAACCUUUGGAAUUGCUUAUAAGACAAAUGUCAUGGAAUAGUCGGAAUAGGGCAUCAAAAAGACAAAAUCUAAAAUUCCAUCUUCAAUUAAUUUAUGCAGAAGUUAUGUAAAAUAGUGCUGGUAAAAUAUAGUAGAGUGGUGAGACCCUAGAUGUUAUCAAUCAUAGACAUAACUCGGUGUUACAAUUUUUUUAACAGAAUUUAAUUAAAUUUAAGUAGUUAAUGGAGGUAUGUGUACUUAACACAUUUUGCAUUCUUAAUGUUCUACCAUUGCAUAAAUUUCACUCUUGUGGAAUUUUUCUGCAGAAUUAUCUUCUCAUCGCGACUUUGAUCAGCAUUGGAGAAACAUGCUUGAGCGACGUUAACGACUGUGGUACGGGGCUCCAGUGUCUGGAAUGCAACUCGCAAAAUCGGUGUACACGAGUUCGAACUGCUAGUCCUAUUUCAAAAGUGAUGGAGCUUCCAUUUAAUCAGUACUCAUGGCUUACAACUCAUAACUCUUUUGCUUCGAGUGUAGCGAAUUUGAGUAUAAACUCUCAAAUUUCGUCUGUCACGAAUCAGGAAGACUCCAUUACAGAUCAGCUGCAUCAACUUGCUAUUCAUGUUCUGAAAGAGAUCAAUGUGUUCCUGACACAACACCGAACUGAGAUCGUCACCGUUUUCAUUAAGGAUCAUGUAACAUCGCCAAAUGGUAUUAACAAGUUGUUUCGUAAAGCCGGUUUGAGGAAAUUCUGGUUUCCAUUGUAUAAAAUGCCAAAGAAUGGUAGUGACUGGUUAACAGUGAAAAAAAUGAUAACCAUGAAUCAUAGACUAAUAGUGUUCACUUCAAAUGCAACAAAAGAGGCUUCUGAACACAUUGCCUAUGAGUGGAACUAUGUUGUAGAAAAUAAAUAUGGAAAUGACGGAAUGAGUAGAGGUCAUUGUUUAAAUAGAGCAGAAUCAUUUCCAAUGAACACGGCAACGAAGUCAUUAGUCCUAAUGAACUAUUACAGAAAUGUUCUAAGUUCUAAUGAAGCUUGUAGGGAUAACUCAUCGCCAUUGAUUCGCAAGAUGCAUAUAUGCUAUAGAGCUGCUGGUAAUCGAUGGCCUAACUAUAUUGCUGUUGAUUUUUACAAGAGAGGUGAUGGCGGGGGAGCCCCGGAAGCAUUAGAUGUUGCAAAUCGAAACUUUUUUGGGCCGUAGAUCAGUCAUUUGUGCAACGUAUGAAACUACUUUCAUGUCAAUUUUUUCUGCUACAUGGGAUGUAGAGCUUACAGGCUUAAGAACAUAUGUGCUACAAGUAUGUUGAUAGUUUUUGUUUCUGUCCUCCGUUUCAUAUCUAAUUAAUAUGUAUACUUUUUUUUGGACAAAAUGUAUACAUGUAUAAUGUAUUGUUUUUUGUCUGGUAACCAUUCUAUUGCUGAGUAACUAUGAUGAUGACUAUAUGUAUUUCUAAGGGAAGCAAUUUUUGUGCUAUAUAAGAUUAGCUUUGAGCAGUUUGUGGGGGGGUAUCAAUCAAUACUCAAAUAGGUUAUGUUGUUUUAUUUAGAUGUGCUGUGAAAAAGUGUAGGAGUGUGAUUAUUUUUAGAGAUAAAUUGUGUGUUUAAAAAAAAUUACAACUUUUAAACUAUAAAUAGAAAAAAAAAGUCAUUUAAUAAU